This is a messenger RNA of Symbiodinium necroappetens, 379 nucleotides long. Lineage: Eukaryota; Dinophyceae; Suessiales; Symbiodiniaceae. The record is from the annotation of a GenBank genome assembly.
GACAGAUGAUGCUCUUGAUGGGCAUGAUCACGACCUCCCUGUGGAUUUGGCGAAGUUGAGUUUGCGCACCGCUGAUGAAGUGAAGGAGAUUCAAGCGGCGACUUUCCGUACGAUACUAGUCCCAGCAGACUGCCACUUCGUUACGCUACCACUGCGUUUGCGGAUCGCACUUGGGACGAAGGUCAUGUACGCUCGCAUGCAGAAGACGUUUGACAAGAAGUUCAUGCGGUUCUACUUUUCCGCGCAUCCUGCAAUGGAGGGCAUCCUGGACAUCGUAAUGGCAGCCUUGACCAAGGUUGGUGGGCAGGAAAAAUAUGGCACAGCUCCGAAGUCCAGCUUAGAGCGGGACAUUCAGGCUAAGCUUGACGCUUUGACGUAG